GGGGGGAUUGUCUCAUUUCUUGACAAAAAACUCCUUUGCCAAACAGACAACAACGCACCGGAAAGAAGCCACAUCCUCAGGCAGGCAUGGCAUGAAUUGUGAGUGAAAGGUCCCCUUAAAAAGAAAGGGACUGAGCCAAGGUGAAAUUGUCGGAGCAAGAAAAGGGAAAUAGGCAGAGAAUUGGAGAGAGCCUCGAUAAUUAUUCUGAUCUGAAUAUAAUGCUUCUUAAUCAGUGAGGUAUCUGUUGUUGCACUUUCUAACUGGUUCGGCUGUGCGCUGGGUGGUCGACAAGGGCAGGGAGGGAGGAAAUGCAAAGAAGAGCAUCAUGGGAUGCUCUACCCAGCACAUCCCUAGUGGAGAUAUUUUGCAGAACCCCCAUCAAAGAUCGCUUUUGCAGCCUCCCUCUGGUAUGCAGAUCGUGGGCCGACGUUUCUCGCAACCCUCGGUGCUGGGCUUCUAUGAUCCCGGCCGAACACUCAUCAUCUGCUUGUGCUUUUGAUGAUGCCUUCAUCAAACAUUCUUCUUCUUCUUCUUAUAGUCGUCUGGACCGCCUCGCUUUCGACGACCCUUUUGACGGGCGGCGCAGCCCCGAUUCCGACCGGCGGACUUGCUAUGCUCCGGUCUCUGAUUACCAGAGCGGCUGGCGGAGCUGCCGUUACUUCUCUCUAUUUCUUCCCCUUUCUUUACUUGUGUCGAGGCUUUCCGUCCCAAUGAUGACGCCCUCCUUCGUCUCAUUGCACAAAGUUGCCCAAACUUGAGACACCUUUCUUUUCAUGGAUCCUACAAUGCUACUGAGGGAGCAAUUUUGGAAGUAAUGAGCAAAUGCCCAAAACUAGAGCUUAUUGACUUCUCCGACUCCCCGUACUUCACUCCUACAGUUUUAGAACACAUGAGCACUUGCUGUCCCGAAGUUAGGGGGAUUAGAAGAAAUGGAUUCUUGCAACCAGGUUUCGCUUCUGCUCUUGCUGUAGGCUUUCCAAAUUUGAGGAUCUUGAAUCUCUCUGGUUCAACUAUUGUUGAUAAAGAUCUACUAACUAUCAUGACUGCAAGAAUUGGGAUUCAGUACCUAGACAUUACCAAUUGCCAGCAGUUGAAGUGUUACAUGCACAUCAUAAAGCGAGCCCCUGUUCAGAUAUCCCAAAUCCUGUAUGAUUGAGAUUCAAGAAUUGAUUACUACCAGCAGCUAUUGAACCUUGCGAGUGCUUGCAUAACCUUCAAAAUGGUGAAGUUUACCAGAAUAGAACUCCAGAGUCGUGUGUUGUUGUUUUCUUUCCUUGGCAAUGACUUGCUGUCACAUAAAAAAAUGCAAAGUUGCUGACUUUCAUGGGAUUGGGCUCUUCUCGUAAAAUGAUGGUGAAGAGGUGAGCACAAAUCCAAACGUUGUACUAUGUUUUAUACUCAUGUGUUUGGAUAAAGAUGUAAUUUUUUGAAAUAAUUAUUGUAGUAGCACUUUUUGUAAUAUGAUGUAUGUGAGAUAAAGAUGUGUUUACGAUGGAAGCGAAAUAUUUUAUUUUGAAAAAAAAUUAGCUAUACAAAC
Coffea arabica (coffee) is the source of this 1537-nucleotide messenger RNA. RefSeq names its product putative F-box/LRR-repeat protein 23. Gene Ontology annotation, molecular function: protein binding. Lineage: Eukaryota; Viridiplantae; Streptophyta; Magnoliopsida; Gentianales; Rubiaceae. The record is from RefSeq and is a predicted model, not a curated record.